Culex pipiens pallens (northern house mosquito) is the source of this 1202-nucleotide messenger RNA. Its product is annotated as perlucin-like. Gene Ontology annotation, biological process: biological process involved in interspecies interaction between organisms. NCBI's taxonomy places the organism in Eukaryota, Metazoa, Arthropoda, Insecta, Diptera, Culicidae. Gene Ontology annotation, molecular function: carbohydrate binding. The record is from RefSeq and is a predicted model, not a curated record. The transcript is spliced from 3 exons. The coding region runs from base 49 to 546 and encodes 165 amino acids. Gene Ontology annotation, cellular component: external side of plasma membrane.
UAGAGCUCGGCCGUAUGAUGCCUGUCCUGCACUUUAGUGAGCUCAAAGAUGUUGCAGGUUAAGCAUACGCUAACUUUAAAAGUUAUUCUCAUAUUGCUUUCAAUUGUUCAGCAUGUUUCCCCGAAUUACGUGAAGAAAUAUCAAAUCCCCAACAUAAGGGCAAAUUGGUUCAAAGCGGUCGAGUUUUGCCACUCGAUCGGGAUGCAACUGGCCACAGUAGAUUCCCGCGCAGACAGUGAGUCCCUAAUCAGUUUCAUCAAAAGCACGGACAAGUUCAACGAGCAAGCGUGUGCGUUCUGGCUCGGCGGGAGUGACCUAUCGGAAGAGGGCACCUUUUCGUGGCAGGGCACGGGAAAGCUGGUCACGUACACGAACUGGUCCCCGGGAGAGCCGAACAACACCAACGGAACCGAGGACUGCAUCCAGCUGGUGUACAUUCCGCGGUUCGAGCAACGGUGGACCUGGAACGAUAAUGCGUGCAAGCGGGGCUACAUGUACUUUGUCUGUGAGAGUCUGCCACAAAAUUGUAUUCAGGAGUUCAAAUAAAACAUCGCCGGGAUCGUGAUUCUGCGAUGAGUACGGGGAAUUUGUGCGUCAUUUAAUCACUUUGUUUACCCUUACAGCUUAGUAUUUGUUGUUGAUUUUGAAGAUGGUUGAGCUGGGCAACAGAUCGUCAAAACAUGGACUGAUCAGUCUUUGGAGUAAACCUGGUGGAGGUACAUCAUCUAGAUUUUUCUUUAGCACAUUUUUUUUUAAAUUUUGUACGCUAAAUUACGAAUUUCUGUAAAAAAAAUCACAGGUAUCGUAAUUUCUUAAUAGGUAACUUAUAAGUCGUAGAAGCAAUCUGGACAAGCUAAUUUACACAACCUAAAGACACUUCUUUGGAUUCGAAAAUGAAAUUAUUUAAUUUAUUUCUGACAAUGCUUUGCAUGCUUCUUUGCAAAAAUCUGGUUGGAGUGCACGGUGGACCAAUGAGGGCUAAAAUUUGCGAGCCGAAAGUGAUUUACAUGAAGCGCUGCAACAUCUGUGUCUGCUCCGAAGACGGUUUCGAUGAGGAAUGUACCACGCUGCUUUGUCUAAAUAAUAAUGAAGUUUUAGAAUCAGCUAUUCCACACAUUUUUCCUAAGUUGUAGUACAGGUAUAUAAACGCUUUGUAUUUUUGCAAUUGUACAAAUAAAUACAUAUGUCUAUGUCAUGAAUCA